Molecule: messenger RNA, 537 nt
Organism: Aspergillus mulundensis
Lineage: Eukaryota; Fungi; Ascomycota; Eurotiomycetes; Eurotiales; Aspergillaceae
Product: cell wall mannoprotein 1 family protein
Exons: 1
Coding region: 1-537 (178 amino acids)
Cellular component (GO): extracellular region
Source: RefSeq, a predicted model, not a curated record
AUGAAGCUCGCUACCGGCUUCCUCACUCUGACCCUCGCCUACAACGCCUUCGCUGAACCCAUCCCCAAGGCCAAGCGCGCCCUGUCCGACUACACCGCGGUCUUCAGCGCCAUCCAGUCCCAAGUCGCGACAGUCUCGUCCACCGUCGCCUCGUACGUCGGCGGUUCGACCGCCGGAUCGUCCGUUCAAGAUGCGUCGGCCGAGCUCGUGACCAUCAUCAACAAUGGUGCCACCAGUGUCGCCGGCUUCGACAGUCUCAGCUCACUCGAUGCCCUCCAACUCGUUUCGCCCAUCCAAGACCUGACCAGCGAUAUCAGCGGCCUCGUCGACGCGGUUAUUGCCGCCGAACCCAACUUUGUCGCGGACGGUCUUGCAGGCGAUGUGCUCACUUCGCUUCAGGAUCAAAAGACAGCUGCCGAGGGACUGAGGGAUGCCAUCACCCCCAAGGUUCCGGCUUCGUUGCAGGAUAUUGCGUCGGAGCUCGCGGAGGGGAUUGUCACCGAAAUCGAACGUGGGAUUGCCGCGUACUCGGACUAG